Molecule: messenger RNA, 1557 nt
Organism: Ostrea edulis (European flat oyster)
Lineage: Eukaryota; Metazoa; Mollusca; Bivalvia; Ostreida; Ostreidae
Product: protein FAM98A-like
Exons: 12
Coding region: 59-1402 (447 amino acids)
Cellular component (GO): tRNA-splicing ligase complex
Source: RefSeq, a predicted model, not a curated record
GCAAAGGCCACUUCCUUUACCGGUUGAGCAACACGUUCAGCAGCCGGCAGAAGCAGGCAUGGAGAACGAUAUUCUCGACUCUCUCGAAGAUGUAGGGUACUCGGGCUCGCUGCUGGAACCGUCUGCUCUGUCUGAAGCUGUCGCUCAGGGUCCCGCCUCCAUCGAGUUUACUCAGCUGGUGUCAUGGCUGACAGACAGGCUGAAGAGCUUUUGUGGUUUGGAAGAAAGCAUUAAUGCAACACACUCUCCUGAGGAUGCUGCCAAUUUUGUCAUGGAACUCAGUGGCUUUCUGAGGGAAUUAAAUUGUCCAUACAAACACUUAUACGAAGGAGGGCCAGUCACAGAGAGACUGAACAGCAAGGGGAGUGUCCUUCAACUACUAGAUUAUUUGACAUCAGAGCUACAGACGGCUCACAUCUUGGCUGUGAAGAAACCUCAGGAGUUAAGAACUGUCACAGCAGAGACUGAACCUGUGUCUAAUGAGACUGAUAUUGCCAAACAUCUCAAGAUCAUGCUGAUAGCAUUGGGAUUCCCCAAACCGCCAGCAAACAUCACUUCCUUCCAGCUCUUUAGCAAAGUUGAAACAAAGGUGAAGGAGGCCAUGACUAAGAACCCUGCUGUGAUAAGUAAGCCCCUACUGAAGGCUCGCCUGUCUGACAAACAGUGGCAACAGAUCAUGAAAAUCAACGACAGUCUGGUCAGGGAAUACACCACCAGGCGGGAGAUGAUCCUCAAGCGUCUAGACGUCACUAUCCAGUCAUUUAUGUGGUCAGCAGCUGCUAAGAAAAAAGAAAAUGAAAUUGCAGCUGUGUACCAACCAAUAAGAAAACUCCUAAAAGCUUCCUGUGAUAUCUCUGUGGCUGAAAUUUUAGCUGCCAGAGAAGAUUUAACUUACUUGCGAAAGACGAGUAGUGGUGAGGCAAGAAUGAAAUGUGCAAUAAAUAAAGUGAAAAUUCCAAAGGUGCCAGACAGAGGUGGGAGAGUCUGGGAGCAGGAACCACCCCCUCCAGAAAUGCCAUCCUUCCAGAAACGUGUCGAUCAACCUCAGGGACAAAGACCACAGUCUGGCAGAGGUGGUCGUGGUGGACGGGGUCGUGACCGAGGGGGGAAGGUGCAGGGAGGCUGGGGAGACCAGCAACAAGGAGGACACGGAGGAAACUGGAACCAGGGCGGGGGAGGAUAUGGAGGAGGAGGGGGCAGGGGGAGGGAUCACUACCAACAGGAUGGAGGCUACCAGGGCGGGGGAGGAGGAAGGGGGAGGGAUAACUACCAACAAGAUGGAAAUUAUCAAGGAGGCUACCAGGGAGGCUACCAAGACAGUGGGUACCAUGGUGGUGGUGGAGGUCGAGGAAGAGGAGGUAGGCCAGGAAGUGGGCGUGGCAGAGGGCGGGGCCAUUAUUAAAGACAUGCUUAGUACCUCACUGGAUCGUUAUUUAUGCUAUGUAUAACUUUGCAAUUGGUGCCAAUCUUGUGACUGCAUUCUCAAAUUUAACACAAGAAAAAAAUGUCCCAUGUGUUAUUAUAUUUGUUUUGUUAUAAUAAACUAGGACUAGUUGA